AUGCUAUCUAAUACUCUUGUCCGAUUAGCUAUGGCCAUGUGCCUUGCCUUCCUUCUCUUCACAACUGUUCUCUCUGCAACGAGUACAUCGGACGUAAAAACUGAAGCCAAUGUUGAAGAAACACAAUCAACAAUAAACGAACCAGAUGAAGAUUUAAGUAAACUCUGCCAAUAUUUCUGUGCGAAUAGCCAUUUCUUUACUAAAAGAGCUCCUUUGAAAGGUUUUGUUCAUGGCCGAUCAGUUAAUGAAGAAACUGACAGUAGCGAUGACCUUUUGGACAAACGUUUUGUUCAUGGCAAACGUUUCGUUCAUGGCAAACGCUUCGUUCAUGGCAAACGCUUCGUUCAUGGUUAA
Messenger RNA from Adineta ricciae, 354 nucleotides. NCBI's taxonomy places the organism in Eukaryota, Metazoa, Rotifera, Eurotatoria, Adinetida, Adinetidae. The record is from the annotation of a GenBank genome assembly.